Messenger RNA from Moesziomyces antarcticus, 1176 nucleotides. Its product is annotated as fatty acid-2 hydroxylase. The transcript has a single exon. Gene Ontology annotation, biological process: lipid biosynthetic process; fatty acid metabolic process. Gene Ontology annotation, cellular component: membrane; endoplasmic reticulum. Gene Ontology annotation, molecular function: heme binding; fatty acid 2-hydroxylase activity; iron ion binding. Bases 1 to 1176 code for a protein of 391 amino acids. The record is from RefSeq and is a predicted model, not a curated record. NCBI's taxonomy places the organism in Eukaryota, Fungi, Basidiomycota, Ustilaginomycetes, Ustilaginales, Ustilaginaceae.
AUGGCCGCCGCAUCCUCCUCCAAGAUGCAGCUCUUCUCUGCGGACGACGUGUCCAAGCACAACACACCCACCGACUGCUGGGUCAUCCACCGCGGCAAGGUGUACGACGUCUCCGAGUUCGUCGAGGAUCACCCGGGCGGUGACGACCUCAUCCUGCGCUAUGCAGGCAAAGACAUGGGCGAGAUCAUGGACGACCCGCAGGAGCACUCGCACUCGGACUCGGCCUACGAGUUGCUCGACGAGCACAUCAUCGGUCGUCUUCCCACCACCGACGCCGAGAAGCAGGCGCUGAACGAGCGCGCUGCCAAGGGCGGAUACUCGGGCAAGGACGACUCGAUCGUCAUCACCGACGACUUCCACCCCGAGGAGACCGACUUUUCGUCCGACUACAAGGCGCACAAGUUCCUCGACCUCAACAAGCCGCUCAUGCCCCAGAUGCUGCGCGCCAACUUCUCCAAGCAGUUCUACCUCGAGCAGGUGCAUUCGCCACGCCACCUCAAGCAUCCCGCACGCUUCUUCAACCAGGACUAUCUCGAGGUGUUUACACGCACGCCGUGGUACGUCGUGCCCAUGGUUUGGCUGCCCAUUGCAUCUGCCAUCUUCUUCCGCUCCACGACUCAGUUUGCAGCCAACCUGGCAAAGACGCCGCUCAACGCCAACACCUGGUACGAGGCUGCCACCAAGCCGACGCAGUUCGACACGUCCGUUUGGUCGAUUGCCCUCACCCAGACCGCGGUAUGCUGGGUCGUAGGUGUGGUCAUCUGGACGCUGCUCGAGUACGGCAUCCACCGAUUCCUCUUCCACAUUGACGACAUUCUGCCGGAUAAGCCCAUGUUCCUCACGCUGCACUUCCUGCUGCAUGGCGUACACCACUACCUGCCCAUGGACAGGCUGCGUCUGGUCAUGCCUCCACUGCUCUUCUUCCUCCUCAGCUAUCCCUUCACCCAACUUGCCCAUGUGUUGUUCCCAACAGCAGUGGCGAAUGGUAUCAUCGCAGGCGCAUUUAGCAUGUACGUCGUAUACGACUGCAUGCACUACGCCCUCCACCACACCCGCCUCCCACAGUACCUCAAAAACAUGAAGCAGUACCACCUCGAACACCACUACAAGAACUUCGAACUCGGCUUUGGCGUCACCUCCAAGGUCUGGGACUACGUCUUUGGCACCCAGCUCUAA